CGCUGUGGUAGAAAUCAAGAGUUGGAGGGCUUUCCGGUGUAUUGAUGCCUUAUUGAUAAUGGCAGAACACCCGCCUUUGCUAGACACAGCUCAGAUUUUAAGUAGCGACAUCUCUCUUCUGUCUGCCCCUAUUGUAAGUGCAGAUGGAACACAACAGGUUAUUCUGGUACAAGUUAAUCCAGGGGAAGCAUUUACAAUAAGAAGAGAAGAUGGACAGUUUCAGUGCAUUACAGGUCCUGCUCAGGUUCCAAUGAUGUCCCCAAAUGGUUCCGUGCCUCCUAUUUAUGUGCCUCCUGGAUAUGCCCCACAGGUUAUUGAAGACAAUGGUGUUCGGAGAGUCGUUGUGGUUCCGCAAUCACCAGAGUUUCAUCCUGGUGGCCACACAGUUAUCCACCGCUCCCCACAUCCUCCUCUGCCUGGUUUCAUUCCCGUCCCAACCAUGAUGCCCCCUCCACCACGCCAUAUGUACUCACCAGUGACUGGAGCUGGCGACAUGGCAACACAGUAUAUGCCACAGUAUCAGUCUUCACAAGUAUAUGCAGAUGUAGAUGCCCACUCUACACAUGGCAGGUCCAACUUUAGAGAUGAAAGAUCUACUAAAACAUAUGAACGUUUGCAGAAAAAGUUAAAGGAUCGCCAAGGAACCCAGAAAGAUAAAAUGAGCAGCCCGCCACCAUCACCUCAGAAAUGCCCUUCUCCCAUAAGUGAACACAAUGGACUCAUAAAAGGGCAGAACACCAGUGGUGUGAACACAGGAUCUGCAAGAAACAGAUCGGGGCGCGGGAGAGGCUGUACACAGGUUGACCAAGAAGUAGAAGAAAAAGAUGAAGAAACUAAAGCGUUUGAAGCGUUUCUUUCCAACAUCGUCAGACCAGUGGCCUCAGACAUUCAGGCAAGGACAGUCCUGCUCACCUGGUCACCUCCUUCCAGCUUCGUUAACGGUGAAGUGACCGAGACAACUGUACCAGAGUUCUUCAAUUAUGAAAUCCUGGUGUCGAGCACUGGGAAGGAAGGGAAAUACAGAAGUGUUUAUGUAGGAGAAGAAACAAGUGUCACUUUAAAUGAUCUCAAACCAGCCACAGAUUACCAUGCAAAAGUGCAGGCAGAGUCCAAUUCGAUCAAGGGAAUCCCAUCAGAAGCUGAAAGCUUUACGACCUUAAGCUGUGAGCCGGACACCCCCAAUGCACCGAGGAUAGCUAACAGAACCAAAAAUUCUCUCACGUUGCAGUGGAAGGCACCUAGUGACAAUGGUUCUAAUCAAAGCUUUAUUUUAGAAUGGGAUGAAGGGAAAGGAAGUGGAGAAUUCUGUCAGUGUUACAUGGGCUCACAGAAGCAAUUUAAAAUUACCAAACUCUCACCAGCAAUGGGUUGUAAAUUUAGAUUAUCAGCCAAAAAUGACUAUGGUGUAAGUGAUUUUAGUGAAGAGGUCUUAUACUACACCUCAGGCUGUGCCCCCUCUGUACCUGCAAGUCCUGUGCUGACCAAGGCUGGAGUUACUUGGCUGUCCCUACAGUGGACUAAGCCCUCAGGAACACCAUCAGAUGAAGGGAUUUCUUACAUUUUAGAGAUGGAGGAGGAAACAUCAGGGUAUGGCUUUAAGCCGAAAUAUGAUGGAGAAGAUCUUGCUUACACAGUGAAAAAUCUGAGACGAAGUACAAAGUAUAAAUUUAAGGUCAUUGCUUAUAACUCAGAAGGUAAAAGCAAUCCUAGUGAAGUAGUGGAAUUCAGUACCUGCCCUGAUAAACCAGGAGUACCUGUGAAGCCUUCGGUUAAAGGGAAGAUACACUCACACGGUUUUAAAAUUACUUGGGAUCCACCAAGAGACAAUGGAGGGGCGCCCAUCAACAAGUAUGUGGUGGAGAUGGCAGAAGGCUCUAAUGGAAGCAAAUGGGAUAUGAUCUACAGUGGCGCCACCAGGGAACAUCUUUGUGACCGGCUGACUCCAGGCUGCUACUACCGCCUGCGGGUUUACUGCAUUAGUGAUGGAGGGCAGAGUGCGGUCUCUGAAUCUUUACUUGUGCAGACUCCAGCUGUGCCUCCUGGCCCAUGCCUCCCUCCCAGGUUGCAGGGUAGACCCAAAGCAAAAGAAAUACAGUUACGAUGGGGACCUCCUCAGGUUGACGGCGGAUCACCCAUUUCCUGUUAUGCAGUAGAAAUGACUCCUGCAGAUAAAGAUGAGCCCAGAGAUGUCUACCAAGGCUCUGAAGUGGAGUGUACAGUGAGCAGCCUUCUUCCUGGAAAGACGUACAGCUUCAGACUUCGUGCAGCAAACAGAAUAGGGUUUGGACCAUUUUCAGAAAAAUACGAUAUCACUACAGCUCCUGGGCCACCCGACCAGUGCAGACCCCCUCAAGUGACAUGCAGAUCUGCAACUUGUGCACAAGUGAAUUGGGAGAUUCCUUUGAGUAACGGAACUGACGUCACUGAGUACCGGCUGGAAUGGGGAGGAGUUGAAGGAAGUAUGCAGAUAUGUUAUUGUGGACCUGGCCUCAGUUGUGAAUUAAAAGGACUUUCACCAGCUACUACCUAUUACUGCAGAGUCCAAGCUUUGAGUGUUGUAGGUGCGGGUCCCUUCAGUGAAGUUGUAGCCUGUGUGACGCCACCGUCGGUUCCUGCCAUUGUGACUUGUCUUCAGGAAAUACGUGAUGAUGAUAUAGAAUAUCCCCAUUACUCACCCUCCACCUGCCUUGCAAUUAGCUGGGAAGAGCCUUACGACCAUGGCUCAGAAAUCCUUGCCUAUAGCAUAGACCUUGGAGACAAGCAGCCCUUGACAGUGGGGAAGGUGACAAGCUAUGUCAUAAACAGUUUGCAACCAGAUACAACAUACAGAAUACGAAUUCAAGCCUUGAAUAGCCUUGGAGCUGGGCCUUUCAGCCAUACUAUUAAAUUAAAAACUAAGCCCCUUCCUCCUGAUCCACCUCGGCUGGAAUGUGUUGCCUUUAACCACCAGAACCUUAAGCUUAAAUGGGGAGAAGGAACUCCAAAGACGUUAGCAACAGAUGCUGUUCAGUACCACCUUCAGAUGGAAGAUAAGAAUGGAAGGUUUGUCUCCCUGUACAGAGGGCCUUGUCAUACGUACAAAGUACAAAGGCUCAGUGAAUCCACGUCCUACAAGUUCUGUAUUCAAGCUUGCAAUGAAGCUGGGGAAGGUCCUCUGUCCCAAGAGUACAUUUUCACUACUCCAAAAUCUGUUCCAGCUGCCUUGAAAGCCCCUAAAAUAGAGAAAAUAAAUGACCACAUUUGUGAAAUUACAUGGGAAUAUUUACAGCCAAUGAAGGGUGACCCGGUUAUUUAUAAUCUUCAAGUUAUGGUGGGAAAAGAUUCAGAAUUCAAGCAGAUUUACAGGGGCCCUGAUACUUCAUUCCGGUAUUCCAGCCUUCAGCUGAAUUGUGAGUAUCGAUUUCGAGUGUGUGCCAUUCGCCAAUGCCAAGACCCUGCAGGGCACCAGGACCUCGUAGGUCCCUACAGCACCACAGUGUUCUUCAUCUCCCAGAGGACAGAGCCGCUGGCCAGCAGCCACAGAGACACUGUGGACAGUGCACGGACCCGGCGCACUCUAAGUGACGAGCAGUGUGCCGCAGUCAUCCUGGUGUUGUUUGCUUUCUUUUCCAUUCUGAUUGCCUUUAUCAUUCAGUACUUUGUAAUCAAGUGAAAAUAUAACUUUAUUUUUAACACUGUAUUA
This is a messenger RNA of Rattus rattus (black rat), 3682 nucleotides long. RefSeq names its product fibronectin type III domain containing 3A (gene Fndc3a). The record is from RefSeq and is a predicted model, not a curated record. Gene Ontology annotation, molecular function: protein binding. NCBI's taxonomy places the organism in Eukaryota, Metazoa, Chordata, Mammalia, Rodentia, Muridae.